AUGACAUCCACUCCACUUCAAGUGAGUAUUUUAAAACAGGCAAACUUUAAUCAAGCAAGUUAUCCACCAGUUUAUGCAACACUUCCCUUAUCUUCGAGUGAAUGGGUCAAUCUUAGCAAUCUCGUUAAUUUAGAAACCUUUCAAUCAUUAGAUGACAGAAUUGGAUGUCCUGAUUGUGCGGAUGGUGGAGCAGAAUGGGUGCAAAUCAACUGGGCUAAUGGAAGUAAACGGGUGACAUUCGAAAAUGAAAAAACAGUCAAAGGCAUCGAAAAGCUCAUCGUAAAAUUACGCCAAAUGAGACAAGCUUAUUUAAGUGAAAUGUGA
Molecule: messenger RNA, 324 nt
Organism: Didymodactylos carnosus
Lineage: Eukaryota; Metazoa; Rotifera; Eurotatoria; Philodinida; Philodinidae
Source: the annotation of a GenBank genome assembly